Messenger RNA from Carya illinoinensis, 1701 nucleotides. RefSeq names its product F-box/kelch-repeat protein At3g06240-like. Lineage: Eukaryota; Viridiplantae; Streptophyta; Magnoliopsida; Fagales; Juglandaceae. The record is from RefSeq and is a predicted model, not a curated record. The transcript has a single exon. Bases 293 to 1192 code for a protein of 299 amino acids. Gene Ontology annotation, molecular function: protein binding.
ACUGAAAUGCAAUCUUACUCAGUACUCAGAUGUACAGUUGGUCACUUCUCUGAACUGACAAAACGCUUCCCCCUGUAUCAUUCUAUCAUCUCACCACAUCCUUUUCACAGUCUCCUGUGCAGGAAUCCCUGUACAAUGAGUACUGCGCACUAUACUCUUCUCUCUAUAUCUUCAAUAGCUAGAAGAUAGUCACACCACCACGGCAAGUGUGAUCUGCACCUACUUUCAGGUUACCAUUUGCGUCACCGUUGCCAAAGCAUUGUUGGGUCACCCGAAACUUGAUAUAAGAGCGAUGUCUACGAAGUAUAAACGAUUAUAUCAUCGAGACUUUCCACCACAUCUACCCGAAAACGUCGUCGUAGAAAUCCUCUUGCGGUUGCCGGUCAAAUCUUUGGUACGAUUCAGGUGUGUAUCUAAACGUUGGCGCUCCCUGAUCUCGGAUCCCCGAUUCGCUAAAUCGCAGUUCAUGCGAACAUCUGAGCGAUCACAAAGACUUCUCAUAUCAUCCAGUUCUGAAAUUCGAUCCCUAGACUGUGAGGAGCCAUUUGAGGAUAGUUCCACUCCCAGUGUACUCGCCGUCCCUUUCCAGAAACGGGGUCGUUAUGUUAGCAUCAUUGGGUCUUCCAAUGGUCUGGUUUAUGUGGCUCUAUAUAGCCAUAGGGAUUUCUAUAUUUGGAAUCCUUCAACGGGAAAUUAUAGGAAACUGCCCGAUCCUGGUAUUACACUCCGUACGCGCAAGUACAGGCAUGGCUUUGGAUAUGAUCCAUCCACUGAUGACUACAAGCUUCUCGUGGCCAAUUUCCGGAUGCAUCCUUUCCGGGAAAGUGAAGCCAAGGUUUUCUCUUUCAAAAGAAAUUCAUGGAAGAGGAUUCUUCGAGGCCUCGACGAUACAGGUCUGGCGGAAGAUUCAGUAGGGAUCCUUUGCAAUGCGUCUCUGCAUUGGCAUCUUCAUGCGUGCCGCGAGCCACUUACUGGUCAGAAAAUAGGUGGGUUUGAUUUAGCCGAGGAGAAAUUCCACGAAAUGCCGAUGCCCUUCUCGGAUUGGGGACCCCACGGGUAUGUAUCCAUCGAUACUUUGAGCACUCUUGGAGAGCGCCUGUGUUUUAUUGUUUCUAUGGAUACCCAUAUGGAGAUACGGGGAAUGAUGGAAUAUGGAGUCAUAGAAUCGUGGGCACUGUUGAGUUUGGCUUGAUUUUCUGUUGAAAAUGUGUUUUUUGGGGUUUGGCUUGACUGUGGCUCGACCGUGGCUCGAGCUAAGGUUCUGCUCGACUUCCGCUUGACAGUCCGCUCGAGCGAACUCAUUCAGAGAGUUCCGCUCGACCUCCGCUCGACUGUCCGCUCGAGCGAAAUCUUUCAGAGAGUUCCGCUCGACCUUCGCUCGACUGUCCGCUCGAACGAGAAUGUAACCCUAACGUGCGCUCAACACUUCGCUCGACGUCCGCUCGAGCGAAUGUUUUGACUAGCGCCUUGUCCUAUAAGUACAUCAUUUUCUCUUCAUUUUGAUGGGUGUUUAGCAGCCAAGAAAGAGAGUUUUGAGAAUCCUUUUGUAUACAAUCCUAAGAAUCUAUUGAGUGUAUUGGAGCUUUAGGAUUAAGGAUUUUGUGAUCAAUACUCUUGUACUCCCAUCUUUUGUUCAUAGUGAAAUCAUUGAAACCGAUCCCUGCAGUGGACGUAGGCUCACAUUGAGCUGAACCACUUAAA